AUUUUUAGGAGCUUGUUGGGUUUGUUUUUGUUUGGUUUCAGAAAGCUACUCACUUUCAAUCUAUUUGUAAAUUGAUUUACUGAAUCAAAUUUAAUUGCUAUCUUUUACGAAGAUUUUAAUGAGAUAAAGUUUUAUAAAAAUUCUGAUCUUCAAAUUUCGAUCGAUGAAAUAAGAAUACCAUCUCUUAGUUAUCACAUCACUUACGUUUUCAUCAUCUCAACAUUGUGCCAUUGUUCAAUACUAUUGAAGAUAACUUUGUAUAAUGGAUGUUUCAGAGGAAACUUUGCGUCAAGUUUUAAAAUCGAUGAAAGAGUCGAAACUGUCGUUAGAUGCCUUGGAAAAUAGUGCACGAGAUGAAGCAGCUCGAACAGAGGAAGCAAAAGGAAUUAUUCAAUUUCAUAUCGUAGCUAAUUCAUUGACAAAACCAAUUAGUAAACAAUGUCUUUUAUGGCUAGUUGGUCUACAAAAUGUUUUCAGUCAUCAGUUACCUCGAAUGCCUAAGGAGUACAUCGCUCGCUUGGUUUUUGAUCCCAAACAUCGGACUUUGGCUUUAAUUAAGGACAAUAAAGUUAUCGGUGGUAUCUGUUUUCGAUUAUUUCCAUCUCAAGGGUUUAGCGAGAUUGUUUUCUGUGCAGUAACAUCUAAUGAACAAGUUAAAGGUUAUGGAACACAUCUAAUGAACCAUUUGAAAGAUUAUCAUGUACGAUUAGGGAUCCAUCAUUUUCUUACAUAUGCAGAUGAAUAUGCAAUCGGUUAUUUCAAAAAGCAAGGUUUUACUAUUGAUAUAAAACUUCCGAAAGCAUCUUAUCUUGGCUACAUCAAGGAUUACGAAGGUGCUACAUUGAUGGGUUGCCAGUUGGACUCGUCCAUUGUUUAUACACUUUUUUCAUCUGUUAUGCGAAAGCAAAAAGAGAUUAUAAGAAAACUAAUUGAUAUGAAACAGCAAGAAUUACUCCGACAAAAUCCAAACCUUGCUCUACGAUGCAAUCAAUCAUCAGCAAACAGUGAUGCGAAUUCUCAAGGCUCUGGUGACAGAAAAUCAAAGAGCAGAGACGAUGACAAACUGUAUUACCAUCUUAAAACUGUUUUAAAUCAAGUUAAAAACCAUCCAUCAGCAUGGCCUUUCAUCAAACCUGUUGAGGUUUCAGAAGCACCUGAUUAUUACGAUCAUAUUAAGAAUCCAAUGGACUUGAAAACAAUGUCAGAUCGACUUAAAAAUCGACACUAUUCAAACAAACGUAUUUUUGUCGCUGAUAUGAAUCGUAUUUUUACCAAUUGUAGGACAUAUAAUGCAAUGGAUACUGAAUAUUAUAAAUGUGCAAACGUUCUGGAGCGAUUUUUCGUAAACAAAAUGAAAGAAGCUGGUCUUUGGGAUAAAUAGUAACCCUUUUAUUUUCCCUAUCUAAUCAAAAGUAUUGCAAUUAUCGAGCUAAUUCAGCUAUCACCUGCCGUUCAUCUGCUUCUCUUAUUAUUUAACACAUCAAAAAUCACUCUUUUCAUAAAUAAGAGAACAGAGGAAAGAGAAAAAUAUAAAUUAUCUUCAACACUGAUCUCCAUGUGUUACCUUGUGUGGUUCGGAAUCGAGAAAUCCUUAUGAUCUCUGCAUAUCUUCAUCUAAUAAAAGAUCACUCAUCAUUUGGUUUGUACAACAGAAAACCAAAUUCAAUAUAAUAUUUGAACCAUCACAAAUAUUGUUUUUUUAUCAAUAAUUUUAUGAACAUUUUCAAAGUGGAUGGAAAACUGGACAUUUGAAGAAAACUUAUCAAAGCGUUUGCAUUCAUCAAUAUAUCAAAUACCUUUUUUACAUUUUAUAUUUUUUACAUCAUUAUAUUCGCUUAACUGGUCACUAAAUUUAUUAUAUACCUCAAAGACAAUGUAAUCAACAGACUCAUACUUUAUUAACUGUUCAAAUCACGUCAAAAAUCACACUUUGUGACUAAACCAUUCAAUUACUGCCUCACUUUAACUCGUCAUUUAGUUAUACCUAUCAAGCUAUUGAAUAACUCAUUUUUUUACUUCAAGCUCAUUCCAAGCUAUCAAGUUGAUGGCAGUGAAAUUAAAUGUCUUGAAACACAAAUCAAUAAUUCAAAUAAAUAUCAAUGAAUUUAUCCGCUCAAA
Molecule: messenger RNA, 2118 nt
Organism: Tetranychus urticae (two-spotted spider mite)
Lineage: Eukaryota; Metazoa; Arthropoda; Arachnida; Trombidiformes; Tetranychidae
Product: histone acetyltransferase KAT2B
Biological process (GO): chromatin remodeling; positive regulation of transcription by RNA polymerase II
Cellular component (GO): ATAC complex
Molecular function (GO): histone H3 acetyltransferase activity; protein binding
Source: RefSeq, a predicted model, not a curated record